Molecule: messenger RNA, 1600 nt
Organism: Herpailurus yagouaroundi (jaguarundi)
Lineage: Eukaryota; Metazoa; Chordata; Mammalia; Carnivora; Felidae
Product: opioid growth factor receptor-like
Exons: 4
Coding region: 792-1481 (229 amino acids)
Source: RefSeq, a predicted model, not a curated record
CUCACUCUUUUUUGGGUACCUGUUGUUUUUUUUAAAAAGUUGUUUUUUUAACAACCUCACACUUGGGAAAAGCUCUCUGACUCGGGUGGGUCAGUCCCCAUCCCGGGCUCACGUUCUUCAUCUGUUAAAGGGGGAGGACAUUUGAGCUGAGUGGGUGCGCCCCCAAUAGUCUAGAACUUUCAGUGUCAAUGAAUGUGUGACAUUCCCUUUUUUUGGCCCCUAGAUUUAUCUGUGCUUUAUUUCAAAAGAAAUUGAAAUUGUUGAUAGUAGUUAGCGUCGUAAAAAGGAAAGUCUCAAUUAAAGAAUAUAUUUUCCUCGUAAAAUAAGGUUUUCUUUUUUUUGUUUGUUUUUUUUUAAAAUAUGAAAUUUAUUGUCAAAUUGGUUUCCAUACUGAAUGUGUGACAUUUCCAAUGAGCUUGUUAAGACCGAGCUUCUCGGGGCAAAGGGGCUUUCCCCUCACAGAGGCGAAGCCCACGGGCUACACUCCCCGCCGCCAGCUGCCCGCGGGUUCCCUAAAACGCUUUGGGAAAACUCUAGAUCUGUCUUGGGGAGGUAGCACCCACGGUGAAACCCAGCCCCGUUGGGACGCAGCUCUGACUCUGACAAAUGCGUCCUACAGAGCGACCGCCAUCACAGCCGAGGCACACAGUCCCACAGCUCCGGAAGGUUCCCUCCUGCCCUUUUUGUGGCCAAGCCCUCACCCGCCCCCAGCAACCAGUGACCUGUGCUUUGUCCCUGUGAACUUGAUGUUUUGUAGCGAAGUGAAAAGCCCACCCUGAGCGGCCCCAGCCAUGGCUGGUCUGAGGUCCGGCCGGCCCGCCUGCAUCAGGGCGGCGUUUGCUAGCACCAGGGCCGGCUUCCAGAAGAGGUGGAGGAACACACCCCAUCGCUUCAAGGCCAAUCACAAAAAGAAUCACAUGGACUUAAUUGAAGGUAUCUGGAGAGAGUUUUUAGAUCCUUACGACGGCCAGUCUUCGGAAGAUACCCCCAGCCAUUCUGUCUACAGUCUCGGCACCCGUUGUCCGGGCGACGUGACCUGUAUUGUGCCUUCACACGCACCGACGUCCAGGAGUCCAGGAGAGGUCCGCGUAGAAGAUCCUCUCUCCUCAAAAAUCCCAGACCGCCCCCUCAAAGCUGCCAGCUGGGGCCCUGCGUCCCCGGAGGCCGACGACGUGGACAUGUGGCCUGUCGAGGCCAGCGGCCCUGAGGCGCCAGGGUGGCCAGCCGGGCCGUCCGGAGCCCCAGAGGACCGGAGAAUGACGGAGGAGGGGUGGCCCAGGGCAGCCGGUCCCCUCCUCCCCGCCGCGGAGCCCUCCGAGCCCGGCAGACACACGCAGGGCAGGACCAGAGGGUCCCGGCCGCCUCCCAGACUUGGGAGUGAGAAGGACAAGGGGCCCAAGCUCAUCCUCUUCAAGAGGAAACUGGAACUCUUACUUGCAGAGCCCGAGAAAAGGAAGAGGAAGAAGCAGUAUGUGGCCUAGACUGAGGCAUGAACUGAGCACAAGCCUGGCGCCAGUGCCGGGUGGCUGCUGCCCACACGCCCCGGGACCCCCAGGACCGUGCUGUUCCCAAGUGCCAAUAAAGGGAAGCCCGAGGAGAA